AUGUGGCUCUUUGGUGGAAAGGACAGCCCACCCGAACCACCUGUGGCGACUGGCAUUCACGAACCACAGGAAAGAACCCAGGACAACAACCUCGAUGCAUCGGACCAAAUCGCAGUUGUUGGAAUGUCCAUGAGGCUUCCUGGCGGGAUCAAGACAGCAGAAGAUUUCUGGGAUCUACUCAUCCGCGGGAAGGACUGCCAUGGACCUGUGCCCGCGUCUCGCUACAAUGCCGAUAACUACUACUGCGAAUCGGGUCGACCGGGGACUCUACCAACGAAACACGGAUAUUUCUUGGAUGACGACCUAUCGGCUUUCGAUGCAUCUUUCUUUUCGAUGAACGGAACGGACGCUGCCACCAUGGAUCCGAAAUUGAGGUUCCUGCUCGAAGUUGUCUGGGAGUGUCUUGAGAAUGGCGGACAGGUAGGCUGCCAGGGGAAAGAUAUUGGAUGCUUCGUGGGAAACUUUGGAGACGACUGGUCAGAGAUCUUAUGGAAGGAUACGCAGAGUAUUGGAAAAUAUCACGCGGUUGGGACGCACAACUUCUCGUUGGCGAAUCGAAUAUCGUAUGAAUACGAUUUCCAUGGACCUAGCACGACGGUUGACACUGCAUGCGCGUCAUCAUUGAUGGCCUUGCACCAAGCAUGCCAGGCCCUCCGAAAUAACGAAUGCAGCGGUGCAAUUGUGGGAGGAACGAGCAUGAUCAUUUGUCACAGCUGCACCGCCUCCAUGGGAGUUGCAGGAGCUCUUUCCAGAGAUGGAAGGUGCAAGACAUUUGAUGCUAGCGCCGAUGGGUAUGGAAGAGCAGAGGCCAUUAGUUCCAUUUUCGUGAAAAGAUUGCCCGAUGCUAUCCGUGAUGGGGAUCCCAUCCGGGCCACUAUUCGAUCCACAGCAACGAAUUUCGACGGGAGGACGCCGGUGUUCAUUGCGCCGAACCCGAAGGCUCACGAGGACAUGAUCAAGAUGGCCUACAAAUCUGCGGGUAUCGAUAACAUGGGCGAAACAGGAUUUUAUGAAUGCCACGGUACCGGGACACAACUCGGCGACAGAUGUCAGUAA
Messenger RNA from Aspergillus melleus, 1056 nucleotides. RefSeq names its product beta-ketoacyl [acyl carrier protein] synthase domain-containing protein. NCBI's taxonomy places the organism in Eukaryota, Fungi, Ascomycota, Eurotiomycetes, Eurotiales, Aspergillaceae. Gene Ontology annotation, molecular function: 3-oxoacyl-[acyl-carrier-protein] synthase activity; fatty acid synthase activity. The record is from RefSeq and is a predicted model, not a curated record. The coding region runs from base 1 to 1056 and encodes 351 amino acids. Gene Ontology annotation, biological process: secondary metabolite biosynthetic process; fatty acid biosynthetic process. The transcript has 2 exons.